This is a messenger RNA of Salarias fasciatus (jewelled blenny), 1659 nucleotides long. RefSeq names its product neuronal acetylcholine receptor subunit alpha-9-II. Gene Ontology annotation, cellular component: postsynaptic membrane. Lineage: Eukaryota; Metazoa; Chordata; Actinopteri; Blenniiformes; Blenniidae. Bases 1 to 1659 code for a protein of 552 amino acids. The transcript is spliced from 6 exons. Gene Ontology annotation, biological process: monoatomic ion transmembrane transport. The record is from RefSeq and is a predicted model, not a curated record. Gene Ontology annotation, molecular function: transmembrane signaling receptor activity; acetylcholine-gated monoatomic cation-selective channel activity.
AUGCUCAAGAUGAUUCUGAUAAUCUCUUUAGUGAUUCUGCUUCCUGAAGUGGUUCACUCAGCUCAGGGUCACUACGCUCACAAACUCCUGAGGGAUUUGAUGGAGAAUUACUCCGAAGCCCUGAGGCCUGUGGAGGACACAGACAGCGCCCUGAACGUCACCCUGCAGAUCACCCUCUCGCAGAUCAAAGACAUGGAUGAAAGGAACCAGGUGCUGAUCGCCUACCUUUGGAUCAGGCAGACGUGGCACGAUGCCUACCUGAAGUGGAAUAAAGAAGACUACGACGGGCUGGAGGUCAUUCACAUCCCCAGCAGCCUGGUGUGGCGGCCUGACCUCGUCCUCUAUAACAAAGCCGACGAUGAUUUCUCGGGUCCAAUGGACACAAAUGUGAAACUGCGCUACAAUGGAGAGAUAACCUGGGACGCUCCGGCCAUCACCAAGAGCUCCUGUGUCGUGGACGUCUCAUACUUUCCCUUUGACAGCCAGGAAUGUAACCUCACCUUUGGAUCCUGGACCUAUAAUGGCAACCAGGUGGACAUCAUUAUGGGCAUGGACAGCGGCGACCUGUCAGACUUUGUGGAGAAUGUGGAGUGGGAGUGCCACGGGAUGCCCGCCACCAAGAAUGUCAUAAUGUACGGCUGCUGCUCCGAUCCGUAUCCAGACAUCACCUACACUGUCCUCCUGCAGCGCCGCUCCUCCUUUUACAUCUUCAACCUCCUCCUCCCUUGCUUUCUCAUCUCCUUCUUGGCUCCUCUGGGCUUCUACCUGCCUGCAGACUCCGGGGAGAAGGUUUCCCUCGGGGUGACCGUUCUUCUGGCUCUCACCGUGUUCCAGUUAAUGGUGGCAGAGAGCAUGCCCCCCUCAGAGAGCGUGCCCCUUAUAGGGAAGUACUAUAUCGCCACCAUGACCAUGGUCACAGCCUCAACAAGUCUCACCAUCUUCAUCAUGAACAUCCACUUCUGCGGCGCCGAGGCCAAACCCGUCCCGCACUGGGCCAAGGUCCUCAUCAUCGACUAUAUGUCCAAGAUAUUCUUUGUUUACGAGGUGGGAGAGAACUGCGCCUCCGCUUCCUCGUCUUCUCAGUCCCCCCAGGACGAAGCACGCCACCAGCAAAUGAAAAACCACGUGCAUUCUAAUGGGAAACCCGGCGGCCACGGUGGCCGGGAGGACAGGCAGGCUCACAGAUACCCCAGGCCUCAAACGCCCAAACUGCCACAGCAUCCCAGGGUCAAAGUUCAGCACCACAUCACUCGGGAGGAGAGCAGCCACCUCUCCGGUUUUGCGCCGAUCCGAUACGAGAACUCCAACGGCAAAAUACUGACAGGCGACUAUCGCAAAGAAGACCAGAAGGUCCCAUGUUGUCCCGAAGACCAGAAGCUUCCCUGCUGCCCGGAAGACAAGAAGCCUCUGCCUCACGGCCCCACGGUGACCUUUGGCCCCUGUGUGUUCUGCAGCUAUGGCGGUGGCAUUCCUGGCGUGGACGCCAAGCUGGUGCACAACGUUGAGUAUAUUGCCAACUGCUUUCGAGAGCAGAGGGCCACAUGUGCCAAGGGGGCGGAGUGGAAGAAGAUCGCGAAGGUGAUGGACAGAUUCUUCAUGUGGAUUUUCUUUGUCAUGGUUUUUCUCAUGAGCAUCCUCAUUAUUGGCAAGGCACCGUGA